GCUUUGUAGCCAUGGAUCUGAAACUUCUGAUCCUUCUGCCUCCACCUCCCAAGUGCUGGGAAUACAAGCCUAUGUUGCUGGGCUAGCUUUGUGUGGUGGUGCUGGGGAUGGAAGCCAUGGCUGCAGACACUCUGGGAAUGUGGACUAUUGCUUGACUUCCAGUUCCAGCAUUUCUGUAUCUUUGGGGUCUGAGCUAAGUGGAAGAGGAACUCAGGAAAGGCUAGUUGAUCAGCUUUAGUCAGCUUCACUAGGUACAAAUGGGCUGCAAGCCAGCAAUUCCCUGGAACUCUUGGUUAUGCAGUGAUCUGGCAAAGAGUCCUAAAGCCUGUUAUUCUUGUCCUUGCAGCAGAGAUUCGGAGAUGAAGAGGAAUGCAGGUUAGAUUGUCUGUACUAGUCAAAGUGUGGGUCUGUCUUUUUUGUUGUUGUUGUUUGAGACAAGGCUCAUCUAUGUAGCCUUGGCUGGUCUAGAAUUUGCCUAGUAGACCAGGUUGGCCUCAGAAUCAGAGAUCCACCUGUCUCUGCCUUGGAGUUCAGGGAUUGAAGGUGUGUGCCCCAUGCCCCACCUGUGGGUCUGUUUUGACUGCUCUUUCUGGUCCUGCAGCACCAUGAGGCUUGCCACAAUCCUUGUCUUUUGCUCUUUAUUUGUGGGAGUCAGUGGUGAUGGCUGGUAUUCGUUCUUCAAGGAAGCCAUACAAGGGACUUGGGACUUGUGGAGAGCCCAUCGGGACAAUCUAGAAGCCAAUUACCAAAAUUCAGACAGAUACUUCUAUGCUCGGGGCAACUUUGAGGCCCAACAAAGAGGAGCUGGGGGCGUCUGGGCUGCUAAAAUAAUCAGCACCAGCAGGAAAUACUUUCAGGGUCUCCUAAACCGAUAUUAUUUUGGAAUGAAGGACCAUGGAUUGGAAAGCCUGGAAUCUACCCGGAAAGCCGAGGAAUGGAGUCGAAGUGGCAAAAACCCUAAUCACUUCAGACCCCAGGGCCUGCCUGAGAAGUUCUGAGCCUGCUACACAGGCUGCACUGAGGAGACUAGGCUGUGAGCCGCAUCCCUCUCCCCUUGACAGGAUGUCACCGGUGUCCACAGGAAUCACAGAGAAGCUAGAGAUGCCCACCAAAUACUUGUGGAUGGAAUUUGUUGAUGGAAAUGUGGAACUGUCAGAAAUAACUUUCUGGGAAGAAUUGCUAUGUAUCACACAGAAGGUAAGUAGAGGAGGAGCUGUGACCACCAGGAAGUAGCCUGAAACCAUGCAGGCCCCUCACCCCACCCCACCAAAUCUGCUCUAGCCUUUAGCCACACCAGCUUCCCCUGACAAGCAGGCCUGAGGUAGUAGAGUGUUGCCAGCCAUGUCAGCCGCCUCCACAAGUGAAAUUUACUCUGAGAUGUGCCCUGGUCAGCUGUCCAUCAAUUCCUCCUUGAUAUAGAUCAGAUGUGUUUCCCUAUUCCCAACAUCUUCUGGUCAUACCAGGGCCUCGAUGUUGUGCUAUUGUUGUUAGCAGGCUUUUCUGUGUAGUGAUGUCACUUUGUUUAUCUAUCAUGUCAUGGUCUCACGCAAGGCUUUCUCACCUAUGUCCCCUUUUCAUAGAGAGAAGAACAUCACUCUGAGAAAGCCUUAUCCUAACCUUAGGAAUCCUAACCUAGACACUGCACUGGGGACCAGGGAUAUAGCUCAGUUGACAGAGUGUUUGCUUAGCAUUCAUGAACCCUUAGGGGAUCCUUAGAACUGUGUAAACCUGGUGAUGGAGCACAUUUAUAUUCCUUG
This is a messenger RNA of Peromyscus eremicus (cactus mouse), 1757 nucleotides long. RefSeq names its product serum amyloid A-4 protein-like. The transcript is spliced from 3 exons. Gene Ontology annotation, cellular component: extracellular region. The record is from RefSeq and is a predicted model, not a curated record. The coding region runs from base 555 to 998 and encodes 147 amino acids. Lineage: Eukaryota; Metazoa; Chordata; Mammalia; Rodentia; Cricetidae.